This is a messenger RNA of Dendroctonus ponderosae (mountain pine beetle), 803 nucleotides long. RefSeq names its product E3 SUMO-protein ligase NSE2. The record is from RefSeq and is a predicted model, not a curated record. Gene Ontology annotation, molecular function: SUMO ligase activity; zinc ion binding. NCBI's taxonomy places the organism in Eukaryota, Metazoa, Arthropoda, Insecta, Coleoptera, Curculionidae. Gene Ontology annotation, cellular component: nucleus; Smc5-Smc6 complex. The transcript has a single exon. Bases 31 to 705 code for a protein of 224 amino acids. Gene Ontology annotation, biological process: double-strand break repair via homologous recombination; protein sumoylation.
UUGAUAUUAACAAGUCCUUACCAUUGAACGAUGACCUUUAAUGAGAGGUAUGCAUCGCUUUUAGAUAAAUGCGUAACAUCUUUAACAACGUGGAAGACAUUUAUACAGGAAAAUUUAAAGGAGCAAGAAUAUGAUAUUGAAGCAACUAAGCUACGAGAUAUUACAAGACAAUACUGUGAAAUUGAUAACAAUUUUCAAAGAUCUGGUGAAGCAAUUAAGCUGGUUGAAAAUGCUGUAUCUGAUCCUUCCCAAAACUAUGACAUAGAUGCAAUGUACCAAGAGAAUCUUUUGAAACAAGAUAUCAAAGAUCCAACGAGGAAUGAAAUAUGGCAGCAAAUAUGUUGUGAUGAUGUUGCAGUUCGAGUGAUUAAACCUAAGAAACAGAAAAAUAAUGAGCACUAUGAAGAAGUGAAUGAUUCUGUGAUGUGUUCCAGCUCGUUUUCUGCACCGAUAGAUCCCAUUUCAAAACGGGUAAUUCGAAAGCCUCUAAGAAACAGAAAGUGUAAGCAUGUCUACGAUAGCCAGUCCAUAUAUGACUAUAUUCGACAAUCUGGAAGAAAAGCCAGAUGCCCAUAUGUGGGUUGCAAAAAUAACUCACUAGCCCCGGAUCAUUUACAAGAAGACUCUCAACUGGAACAGCGGAUUUCACAGUUUCUUGCCCAACAAGAAACUGAUAGUUCAGGUUCGGAUGAGGACUCAGAUUAACUAAUGCGUUUAUUUUAUUUCAUUGUUCUUCGAUUGAUAAUUUUUCAUUUUUGUUAGUUUUUUAAUAUAUGAGAUACAUACACGGUCAGAUAUACCAG